Messenger RNA from Porites evermanni, 4651 nucleotides. The record is from the annotation of a GenBank genome assembly. NCBI's taxonomy places the organism in Eukaryota, Metazoa, Cnidaria, Anthozoa, Scleractinia, Poritidae.
AUGGAAGGGCUCGCGAAUCGAACGCAAACUCACAUGCUUCCAACUCCGCAGCAAAACAUUACUGGUCCCGGACAGUAUGCAGCUAUAUCUUUACAACAGACACAACAAGAGAGGAUGCCUCCAACUUACGAAGAAGCCCAGUUAGCGGUUCAAGCGGUCGAUAUACAACAGAUUACGAACAUGGAAGCGGAAAAACAAGCUAUAUAUCGCCAUCCGCUCUUGCCUUUACUGGCUAAACUGUUCGAGAAAUGCGAGCAGUCAACUCAAACGUGCGAAUUGACUCCAGCUAACGCUUUCGACAACGAAAUAAAGAAUGGCAUUCUGCAGAUGAAUCGAGAGGGAAAGUCCUUCUACACGGAGGAUAGGGAUCUCGAUAAUUUGGUGAGCAUAGUUUUUUUAUUCUUUGUAUUCAAGUCAAAACCGUUUCCAGGCUUUAGUAUAGCAUCUUGAAAACUCUUCAUCCCUUGUUUAUCAAGUUAAGCUGUGUAUCUUCAAUAACACAGAAAUUUCGUGCCACCUCAGCUAAAGCAUUUCUUAGUCUUUAACGUGAUACCCUCGUGGAUUAAACUUAUUAAAAGAUACAUAUUUCACAAUCAGCUAACUGGAAUAAAGCCCUUGUUUUUUGCGAUCGACUGAUACUCGUGUCGUCUUCCUUCAUCGCGAUCUUUUCGUCGUUAUUAAUUGUUUUCAAUGGUACCCGUGGCGGAUUUCAAAACGGAGGGCAUCCCUCAAAUAAAGACACAGACGCCGCGUUUAUUAUUCUGCAGGUACCAUGAAAAGGUCUUUCUGUAUUGCGUUUCUUUCGGACAAAUUUUAAUCCCGAUUAUGUUAAGCUUCUUUUAAAAUAUGGCGGCCGAAAGGAAAUCCCACAUUACAGGAGCAAGAAUAAAACAUUCGAUAAAAACCAGGAUAUUUUCUCUGGUCACGUUAUAUUAACUUGCUGAUACAAAAGCUUAGUUAGUAAGUAAUGGUUUUCAAGGCUUUGUUUACAAGUAAAAGUGCAAAAUUAUUAUCCAUUUUUAAGAGGAAGAUCAGAUUCUUUUGCGGAUCAUCAGAAGAUUUCCGUUUUCCUGCCUACUUACAGCUACUUGUGCCUCGCGUGAAAUAUGCGACAUUUCCGUUGGCCAUUUCCUCGUUUAUAGUGUUGAUACUUUUAAUUACUUUACUCUUGCGAAUUUUCGUAAAAUUAAUAUUAAUACUUAGUCAAGGGUCUUAAAUUAAGAACUGACUGUAGUCUUCCUUAACAGGAUUGCGAUAAUAACAAAGCAAAAUAAUGUCUAAUAUUUACAUAAUAUGCAAAUAUGUUUUGGAAGGCAUUUAUUGUAGAUCCGUCCUUUUUUUUUUUUCUUGUAUGAUAAAUAAUCAUGAAAACUGUGUUCAGACUUGGCCUUAAUAUUUUCUUAGAAUACAAUAUCUUAUGGAAUUUCAGCGAAGUUCCAUCAACCGUGAUUCCCAUUUUAUGGAAGAAACAAUUUAUUCCAAAUUUGUUAUCAAUUUUUUAUACAGUUUAAGUACAGCGUUUGUUCUGAGCAUAGCUGCUUUUGUACCAACAGAUGAUCAAAGCAAUCCAGGUUCUCAGAAUUCAUCUGCUUGAGCUUGAAAAAGUCAAUGAACUCUGCAAAGAUUUCUGCCAACGUUACAUUGCUUGCCUGAAAGGGAAAAUGCAGAGUGAAAAUUUACUUCGCAGUCCUCUUCAAACAACUUACUCCCCUGCGGUGAAUGUCUUGAAUGCAAAUGUGCAACCACAGACACCGACAACCCCAAUUCAAGCACCCCAGCCAACAUUUAUUCCCCAGCAGCAAGUUGCUUAUUACACAGCACCUGCAGCUGUUACGCCUUGCACUGUCGCCAGCGCAACCCCGACUGUAAGUGUCAUUGGCACUCCAUUGCAACAGCAAGUCACAACAGUGGCAUAUGUUCCCCAGGGAGUAGCCCCUGGUCAACAGAUUGUCAUAGCACAAGUCCCACAACAGCUUACUCAGCAAGCAGCAGUACCCACUAGUGUAACUUAUACCACAGUACCUACGACAGUAACAUACAGCUCAGUGCCGCCCACUGUGACGUACGUGAGCACGCCAACUAUUGAGACUGUGACACCUUCUCGGCCCCAGACGCAUUCCUCAGGAGAUGAAUCUCCAACAGAAAUAACUGUUCCAUCAAGUGUUCCACUUCCUGCCCUUGACUCACCCACAGAGGUUACGGAUAAGAAAAAAACAAGAAGGGGUGUCUUACCUAAACAAGCAACAAACAUUAUGAAGACUUGGCUUUUUCAACAUCUUGUGGUAAGUGGAUGAUAAUAAAUCACGUAGGUUGUGUAUGUUUGUGGGUCAGUGCUUCUGAACAUUUUAUAUGUGUUGAGGGCUUGACUGUUUUGAGCAUUAAAUUUUUUGUCCCCCUCUGACAGGUGCGGAUCCACACCAGUUUCCACCAUUUUACAGAAAUUGGUCAGAUUUUUUGUAUUUAAUAUAAUACAUUUUUAAUACAAAAAAGCUGUUCUAGUUGAAACUGAGAGAUGAAAUAAUCCACCAAUUUGCAGUGUGAGGAGAAUGGAGGAGAAUGGAGCCAGCCAAUAAUAAUAAUUAUUAUUAUUAUCCUGUGUAAAUGACUCAGAAACCCAGGAAAGGGAGAGGAAAAAUCCAAAAAGUUUUCCCUGGGGAGCAUGCCCCCAGACCCCCUUAGAAGCUUUGGCCUUUCUCACUCAUUUCGAAAAUUGGUCAUUAUUUAUCCUAGAUCUGUGCCUGUCUGAUGAAUAUUAGGGGUAAACAAGAAAAUCAUUGGGGACAAAUAUAUAUUUAUUAAAGUUAUCUGAAUUUGUUUCUGGAACUCUUGCAUGUGAAACAAAUAACAUUAAGGCCUCGUAAUUGAAGACGUUGAUGCGUGUUCAAGGGCCUUGUUUCUCCAUGAAUAACCCUUUGAAAGUUUCUUGUAUGAUCCAAAAUGUAUGCAAACUGUCAACAUAGGUUAAACUAAAAAGUUGAUUCAACACUCUAUAAUACAUGUAGUAGUGUUUUCAGUCAUUUGAGCUUGUUUUGGGGGUUAAAAACUGGAGUAUUUCCUCUUCCAACAGUCCCUCAAUUAAUGCCCAACAGUUUGUAUGGCUUUUAACAUCCUGUGCUACUUUGGGAGCUUAUCCCCUGGCUUUCCUGUUUUUUUGUUUGUUUGUUUUGUUUGGUUUUUUGUUUUGUUUUUUUAUUCCCUGAUGGAAAUCCUUCUUUCCUGAUGGAAAUAAAUAGCCUGGUUGAAAGCAGGGGUUAGCUUUUUUAUGCCCAAAAAGACAGUUGUUUUACACACUCAUUAAUUCUUUUUCUUUGCCAGCAUCCAUACCCCACGGAAGAUGAAAAACGAAGUAUUGCAGCUCAAACUAAUCUUACCAUUCUUCAAGUCAAUAACUGGUGAGUUGUAAGUGAGUGCUAAUAAAGCCAGUUAUUAUAAUAAUCUGCUUCUGCAUGCUGUUGUGAUUUUGCACUCUUAUCCAAAAUAAUAAUAUUAUUAUUGUUGUUGUUGUCUUUUGACCGUUAUGCUUUUUGUUAACCCUUUAAGUCCCAAUAUCCACAUACAAAUUCUCCAAACUGAUCUCCAUACAUUUCCUUGAAGAAGUAGUUGAGAGAAUUUGGUAAAAGAUCAAAUAUUUUUCUCUUUGUGAUCAUUUUGUUAAUUCUCAUAGACUUUGCUCAUGAUAGUCUGUGGAUAUUGUUAGGAGAAAAUUGAUUUUGAGCAAUACUGGUACUUCACAGUAAGGUUCAGAUCAGAUUAAGCCUUGGACAACUAGGAAAAGAACUAAGAGUACAAAGCACCUCUUUCUCCUCUCGCUCCCCCACUCAAUAAAAUUAGUGUGAUUGUUAAGGUUUAAUUUUAAAAAAUAAAUUUUCUUGUUCCUUUUGAGUGUCACUUUGUUGCCUUUUUUAUGAAAAAUUUUCUGUAUUAUUGUGUAAAUAGGUUCAUUAAUGCAAGACGUCGUAUUCUUCAACCCAUGUUGGAUGCCAGUAAUCCCGAAGGACCUAAAGCUAAAAAGUCAAAGAUCCAAAGUCGCCCAGCUCAGCGUUUCUGGCCAGAAAAUUUAGUCCCCAGUCAGUUAGCAACUGUUCCCAUAGCUCCAGCUCCUGUGACUGUACAGGCGGUAAUGCAAGGUGGAGCUGUUCAAAUGCAGACAGUGCCACCUGGUGCGACUGUUGCUGUACCACCAGGCGUGGCUUUACCCACGACUAUAACAAUACCAAAUGUACAAGGGACCACAGUCAUCCCAGGAACUGUUGCUAUUCAACAACAACCACAAACAGGCACACCAACCACAAUGGUGGUUGUAACAAUACCCCCGUCAGCAAGUCAGAUCAGUACAGCGUCUGCAUCUGAAAGUUCCUCAGUUGUUACAUCCCACCCGACGAUGAUGGCGUCAGCUGUGUCAUCACAAGUUGAAACAGUCCCGGUCAGUAAUCUGUCUCCCAUGUACACUAAUAUCCAGCAAGGCAGUCCAUCUCUACAGAGUUCCCCACUUCCAACCAUGGUACAAAAUGGUGGAGAAGGUAGUCUUGUGAAUUCACCCCACCACCUUCCUACGUCAAGUGUCAGCAUAGCCGGAGUCCAGGAGAACUUAGUAGGAGUUACCGCAAUUACUAUGGAUAAUGCUGUGGUCUCGAGAGGAAUAGUAAACUGA